Acipenser ruthenus (sterlet) is the source of this 5706-nucleotide messenger RNA. RefSeq lists its product as uncharacterized. Lineage: Eukaryota; Metazoa; Chordata; Actinopteri; Acipenseriformes; Acipenseridae. The coding region runs from base 231 to 5423 and encodes 1730 amino acids. The record is from RefSeq and is a predicted model, not a curated record. Gene Ontology annotation, biological process: proteolysis; acrosome reaction. The transcript is spliced from 37 exons. Gene Ontology annotation, molecular function: serine-type endopeptidase activity; protein binding.
UUCAGUGCUGUAUCCAGUCGUGUAGAUAGAGGCGUCGCAGUGCAUGCUGGGUCUGUCUGUGAGUUCUGCACUGAUCACUUAAAGAGUGAAUGGACCUGGCGGUGGCAAUCUGAACGGGGCAAGCAGAUCACACCGCGCUUCCCACAGCAACAUCUCGGGCAACCCUUCGAUUACUUCAGUUCUGUUUUCUUUUGGGGUUUCCUUGUAGCCGGACCAGCCGAAUCAGGGCGAUGCUAGCGCUUCCCGAAGAUAGAUCUUGUGAGAUUUACAGCAUAUCAAGUUAUCUGCACUGUGGCACUGCUAGCAGCGUACCUGAACAGACCUAUCAUAUUGCAGGACUUCAUAAAGAAGGCUCGAGGGCCGCUCGCCCGCGGUCCCCCCCCUCCGUCGCUCAGUCAGCGCACGGAGGCUGCCAGUGCCCACCGGAGUGCUGCUUCCUCAGACUGGCCGGGAAAAAACUGCCCUGGAAAAGAUGGCUUCCUGGAACCCUGCCUGUAGUCCCUGUGACUGCUGCUGUAAUCAUCCUAGCCCUGUGUUACUGUUUGUCUCCGGCCACCUCUGUUUUCUACCUGGGUGGAAGUGUGGAGAUCGCUAACAUGUCCUUCAGCAGUGAGCUGGCAGAGCCCACAUCCACGCAGUUCCUCCUUCAAGCCACAGCAGUUGAAAACGAUUUCUCAAAGCUAUAUGAGUCCUCUGCCUGGGGAGCAUAUCACUUGAAAUCUGUGGUGACUGCGUUUAGCGAAGGAGAAGAAGGAGGAGUGAGAGCCUUUUACUGGAGUAAGUUCUCUGCUCCGGCUGGCAUUGCACAGCAGAUCAAAAAGGACAGACCCUCCAACCUGCGACGAGUCAGUGGCACAAAACCUUACAUGAAUUUCAGUCCCCGCGAGGAGGUGUACUCCUUAGAUGAGGACCUCGACACAGUUGAAUUGUUUGCUUCAGACUCUGAGGAGUAUGAUCUCGGAGUGAAAUCAGGUAAAAUAAAUCACCCAAACAAAGAGCAAAAUAUAAAAUGGCAAUUGGGUUUCCAAGCAAUAUCAUUUGACCUUUACGCUAAAUAUGGUAAUAACCGGACCCUGACGCUGACCAGUCCCAAGAAGCCCUAUUACCAGUGGAGGCUGCGGGUCCCUUCGGGGCACGUGGUGCGACUGGUUAUCCUGACCCUACACGGGGCAUCUCCUGGAAACUGUGGAGCCCACAAACUCUCUGCCUACGACUUCUUAUUACCUCUGCAGAACAAGAUCAUUGCAAGGUGGUGUGGGCUUCCGGUGACAUGGACCCCUCCCGUGAUUAAACUAACUUCCUCUGGUAAUGUGAUGCUCGUCACCUUCUCUUUCAACAGACAGAGGGAAAGUGCUCUGUUCAAGGCAUAUUUCCAAGCUGUCCCCAAAAUAGGCUGCGGAGGGAGCUCCACCUCCUGGAAUGGGACCCUGGCUUCUCCAUACUACCCCAGCCACUACCCUCCCAAUGUGGACUGCAGCUGGACUUUAAAGGCUCCUCUGCCGGGUUACCUGCUCUCCCUCACAGUGGUGGCGCUGGAUAUUCAGGAAUCUCCCGUCUCAAACACCUGUGACAAAGACUGGCUGGAGAUUAAUGGCAUCAGACUGUGCAGUCCUAUCGCUGAAAGCAGCAGGAAACGAGUGUAUUCGUCCCCUGUUACACUGCACUUCCAUUCCGAUGAGUCUGUCACACGCAAAGGGUUCUACAUACUGUACCGAGCCUUCAGCUAUGAAGACCCUUGUCCCAAACAGUUCCAGUGCAAAGACAGCACCUGCAUCCCUGUGAAGAACCGCUGUGACGGGUGGAAAGACUGUGCCGACGGCAGUGAUGAGGCAAAAUGCGAUAUAUGCAGCCCAGGUGAAUUUAACUGUGGAAACGGCCAAUGCAGACCCCAUGCAGGGCUUUGCAAUGCACAGAGUGACUGUGGAGACAGCAGUGAAGAGGCAGACUGCGCCGCAGCGGAAGAAUGUUUCUUCCACUGUCCUCAUGGGAUCUGUAUCCCCCAGUCUGCUGUCUGUGACGGGGUAACUGACUGCAAAGACCGCAGCGAUGAGAUCAACUGCACCAGAGCAAUUCAAAAAAAAUGUUCUCCAUCUUCCUACAAGUGUCGUGAUGGGAAGUGCGUCAGCAAACUGAACCCGGAGUGCGACGGGAGGAAAGACUGCUCCGACGGGUCCGACGAAGUUGGCUGCGGAUGUGGAACGAGGCCGACAAAGAAAAGCAAGAUAGUGGGUGGUGAGGAUGCACGAAGCGGGGAGUGGCCCUGGCAAGUGAGUCUUCAGAUGGGGAGAUACGGGCACAUCUGUGGGGCCUCCGUCAUUGCCAGCCGCUGGCUCCUCUCCGCUGCACACUGCUUUCAGGACUCCGACUCUAUCAGGUAUUCGGACAGCUCGUCUUGGAAGGCCUACAUAGGAAUGAGGAUAAUAAACAUCAUAAGCAGUUCUGUCGUGACGAGGCAGGUGAAACGCAUUGUGGUCCACCCCCAGUAUGACCAGUAUACCUCGGACUAUGACAUCGCCCUUCUGGAGCUGAGCGCCUCUGUGCUCUUCAACGAGUUCAUCCAGCCUGCGUGUGUACCGGCCCGCUCGCACUUCUUCAGUACUGAGACCUCCUGCUUCGUCACCGGCUGGGGGGUCCUUGUGGAAGACGGUGAGAUAUCUUCAGUUCUACAGGAAGCCACUGUGAAAAUAAUCAGCCACAACACCUGCAACAAGUUCUAUGACGAUGCUGUUACCUCCAGGAUGCUGUGUGCUGGGAAUCUGCACGGAGGGGUGGAUGCAUGUCAGGGAGACUCGGGGGGGCCCCUGGUGUGUCUAGAGAAGGGGAGGAGGUGGUUCCUGGCUGGCAUUGUCAGCUGGGGAGAAGGAUGUGCCCGGAGAAACCGCCCGGGUGUCUACACACAAGUAGUGCAUUUCUCAGACUGGAUCCGACAACACAUCAACGAUCCCAGCAGAAGCCCUUUGCUGACAGCACAAGGAGAGAAGCUCAAGGAUGGGAGUUUGUGUGCUGAAGAAAUGAAUACAUUAAGUGCCGAAGACGCUUAUACACACGACCACAACCGCGCGCUCCAGUCUGACCGGCAGCCGGAGUUCACAACACAUAUUUCCGCAGUCACGGGAACGGGAGCUCUAGCCUGGGCUCCGGGUCAUCUCGUCCAUGCAUGGUACCCGACCGCGUGCCAGCCUGCCUUGAGCCGCGGGAUGAGUACGCAGCACGGUCUCCCAGCAGGGCACCAGAACGCUGCCCGGGCAGAGAGGCCUGGCAAGCACUGCCAAGCAGCGUGCAUCGCUGUGUCACUGUGCCUAGCCGUGCUGGUGCUUGGGGGCGCCGCCACAGUUACCUGGUACUUACUGACCUCCUGUUCAGCUGAGAGAAUGUAUUUCGGAGGAUCCUUACGCCUCACGAAUGCCUCAUACAGUCCAGCUUUGACACACAGAAACACUCCAGAUUUCAAGAUCCUCGCCAGCACACUUCAGCAGCUGUUAAGCAAAGCCUUCCUAAAUUCUAAACUGGUUUGGCAUUUUCUAAGCGCCAAUGUAACAUCAUUCAGCGAGGGCAGUGUGGUCUCUCACUUUUCUCUCGUGUUUCUUGUGGAGGAUGAGGGCCGGCCGGAGCACAGUGCUGCCCCUGCAGCAGACGCUGUGAGUGUGUUGACCAGUCACCUCAGGGAGAUGACCUCCUCCCACGGGAACAGCAGCGCUCUCCUUGGACACUACGAAGUGGAUGCUGCUUCGCUUGUCCUUUAUGAAUCAAGUCUUGAGGAAUAUUUACUGUCUUCACAGGAGGCUUGUGCGGUUGUGGAUAACAGGAUCAAGUGGCGCGGUCCAGCUGCGUGUCACUGGGAGCUGAGGGCGCCCGCUGGCCAGCUCGUUCAAAUCACCAUUCAAAACUUUAUCAUGGACGGGGACUGCCACACAAACUCUAUUGCAGUGUAUGACUCACUGGUAGCAGGACAAGGACGGCUCAUCACAAAGGUCUGCUCCUCCAGCCGGCUCGCAUCCCUCCAGCCGCUCAGUGUGGUUUCAUCAGGAAACGUCAUGUUAAUCGCUUUCCAAUCACAAGAGAAACGCUUCAAUGAAUUGGAGGCAACAGUGCGAUUCAUAGAUGAUGUCAGUUGUGGAGGCAGGAUCACGUCCUUUAAUGGAUCUCUCUCAUCUCCGUUCUACCCCACUUACUAUCCACCCAAUCGAGACUGUCUGUGGACAAUAACUGUCCCUGCUUCUUAUCUGCGGAUUAGGAUUGGAUUUGUGACUCUGAACCUUGACGGAGUGCAGUCAGACUGUGAUAAAGAUUGGGUCUCUGUUAACAGUAAGAGGUACUGCGGUGCGAGUGCAGUGCCCCUGGUGGUGGUGAGCAGCUCCAACAUCCUCACUGUUCAAUUCCACACAGACUCUGCAGGGACCAGCAGGGGGUUCUUAGCAGAAUAUUCAAGCUUUGACCCCAAAGACACUUGCCCAGAGAUGCACGCCUGCGGGGACGGCUCCUGUGAGCCCCUCAGCUAUAGAUGUGACGGCUGGAAUGAUUGCAGCGACAGGAGUGAUGAGCAGAACUGCACGUGUCCUGGAGGGCUGUUCAAGUGUACGAGUGGCGAGUGUGUGCCUAGCACGCUGUUCUGUGAUGGGACACCAGACUGCAAGGAUGAGAGUGACGAGAACAGCUGUAUCGGAAAGGGCUGCGGCCGUCGCCCUGUCCUGCACAGUCGCAUCGUCGGGGGCACCAGCGCGGGGCCGGGGGAGUGGCCUUGGCAGGUGAGCCUUCACUUCCGUCAGCGGGGGCAUAUCUGCGGGGCCUCGCUCAUCAGCCAGCGCUGGAUCAUAUCAGCUUCCCACUGCUUCCAGGACUCCGGCGCGAGCAGGUACUCCAGUCCCUCUCUGUGGUCCGCGGUGAUUGGCACACACUCACAGAAUCUAACGGCCCCCAAGCCAGUCACACAGGCGAUCAAGCGCAUCAUCACCCAUGGGCGCUAUGAUGACGUGUCGCUGGACUAUGAUGUCGCUUUGCUGGAACUGGCAGCCCCCGUGGUGUACGAUGAUAAUAUUCAGGCUAUAUGUCUACCGGCAGCCACACACGUGUUCCCCGUUGGCCAACGCUGCUUCAUAACAGGCUGGGGACUGCUCAAUGAAGAGGGUGCACCUCCGGUGGUACUGCAGCAAGCCCCAGUGAUGAUCAUCAACCAGACUGUGUGUAACCGAUACCUGGGAAACGCCCUGAGCCCCAGAAUGCUGUGUGCGGGGUACCUGAGCGGGGGGGUCGAUGCCUGCCAGGGGGACUCUGGAGGGCCCCUUGCCUGUGAGGCUCCUUCGGGGAGCUGGUUCCUGGCUGGGAUCGUGAGCUGGGGAGAGGGCUGUGCUCGGUGGCACCGCCCGGGGGUGUACACGAGGUUAACGAAGUUUCAGGAGUGGAUACAGGAGCAGACUGAGAGCUGACACCUCUGCUGUGUUAAACCAGACCCCCUUUAGGAACUGCUGCAAAAAAGCAACGAGAGCUGUUUACAGUCGAAGGAACAACUGAGCCAAAUCAGUGCAGGCUGUCGUCCAGAGCUGUCAAUAGCUGCAAUCGUUGGGUUGAGCAGUGAUGUCUCUUCAUUUCUCUUAAAGGAGCAGUGAUGUCUCUUCAUUUCUCUUAAAGGAGCAGUGAUGUCUCUUCAUUUCUCUUAAAGGAGCAGUGAUGUCUCUUCAUUUCUCUUAAAGGAGCAGUGAUGUCUCUUCA